AUGGACGUGGACAUGGACAUGGACGUGGACGUGGACGUGGACGUGGACGUGGACGUGGACGUGGACAGGAACGUGGACGUGGACGUGGACGUGGACGUGGACGUGGACGUGGACAUGGACGUGGACGUGACUGGACGUGGACGUGGACGUGGACGUGGGGACGUGGACGUGGACAUGGACGUGGACGUGGACGUGGACGUGGACAUGGACGUGGACGUGGACGUGGACGUGGACGUGGACGUGGACGUGGACGUGGACGUGGACGUGGACGUGGACAUGAACGUGGACGUGGACGUGGACGUGGACAUGAACGUGGACGUGGACGUGGACGUGGACGUGGACGUGGACGUGGACGUGGACGUGGACGUGGACGUGGACAUGGACGUGGACGUGGACGUGGACGUGGACGUGGACGUGGACGUGGACGUGGACGACGUGGACGUGGACAUGGACGUGGACGUGGACAUGGACGUGGACGUGGACGUGGACGUCGACGUGGACAUGGACGUGGACGUGGACGUGGACGUGGACGUGGACGUGGACAUGGACGUGGACGUGGACGACGUGGACGUGGACAUGGACGUGGACGUGGACGUGGACGUGGACAUGGACGUGGACGUGGACGUGGACAUGGACGUGGACGUGGACGUGGACAGUGGACGUGGACAUGGACGUGGACAUGGACGUGGACGUGGACGUGGACGUGGACAUGGACGUGGACGUGGACGUGGACGUGGACGUGGACGUGGACGGGACAUGGACGUGGACAUGGACGUGGACGUGGACGUGGACAUGGACGUGGACGUGGACGUGGACAUGGACGUGGACAUGGACGUGGACGUGGACGUGGACGUGGACGGGGGUGGACGUGGACGUGGACGUGGACGUGGACGUGGACGUGGACGUGGACGUGGACGUGGACGUGGACGUGGACGUGGACGUGGACGUGGACAUGGACGUGGACGUGGACGUGGAAUGGACGUGGACGUGGACGUGGACAUGGACAUGGACGUGGACGUGGACGUGGACGUGGACGUGGACAUGGACGUGGACGUGGACGUGGACGUGGACGUGGACGUGGACGUGGACAUGGACGUGGACGUGGACGUGGACGUGGACAUGGACGUGGACGUGGACAUGGACAUGGACGUGGACGUGGACGUGGACGUGGACGUGGACAUGGACGUGGACAUGGACGUGGACGUGGACGUGGACGUGGACGUGGACGUGAACAUGGACGUGGACGUGGACGUGGACGUGGACAUGGACGUGGACGUGGACGUGGACGUGGACGUGGACGUGGACAUGGACGUGGACGUGGACAUGGGGUGA
Closterium sp. NIES-65 is the source of this 1332-nucleotide messenger RNA. The record is from the annotation of a GenBank genome assembly. NCBI's taxonomy places the organism in Eukaryota, Viridiplantae, Streptophyta, Zygnematophyceae, Desmidiales, Closteriaceae.